UGUGUGUGUGUGUGUGUCAGUGUGCCCACAAGUACCUGGUGAGUAAGGGUCACUCCCCGUCAGACCAGCAGCAGUUCAAGAGGCAGCUCUAUAACAUGUGGUUCAGACUCUAUCACCGAGACCACAGUGGAGGUGAGGACUCCUGUGGUUUUGAGCAUGUGUUUGUUGGUGAGUCUAAGAAAGGGAAGGAGAUCACGGGGUUCCACAACUGGGUUCAGUUCUAUCUGCAGGAGAAGCAUGGCAAUGUGGACUACAAGGGUUACAAGGCCCAGGGCAACAGGAAUACUCCAGAUGAGGAUGACCACGUUCUGAACCUGCAGUUCAGCUGGAAGGGCCUGGUCAAGCCUGUGGGAAGCUCCUUCAUCGGGGUCAGCCCAGAGUUCGAGGUCGCCCUCUUCACCAUUCUCUUCCUCGCGUCGACUGAGAAGGUGACCACGGCCGUGGUGAAGGUGGACGAGUACCUGCUAGAGAUGGUGGUGUAUCGUCAGGGGCGAUCCAUCGGAACCUCCUACCCCAAACUUCUCAGCAGCAACAACCGGGACCUGUAGUGGGGAGAUUUACGCACCCUGAUUCUGAAAUCAGGCCCAAAUGGAACCCUAAUCCCUAUGUAGUGCACUGCUUUCAACCAGGGCCCAUAGGGCUAGUAGUGCACUAUAUAGGGAAUAGGGUGCCAUAGGGCUCUGGUCUAAAGUAGUGCACUAUAUAGGGAA
Oncorhynchus gorbuscha (pink salmon) is the source of this 710-nucleotide messenger RNA. Its product is annotated as uridylate-specific endoribonuclease C-like. NCBI's taxonomy places the organism in Eukaryota, Metazoa, Chordata, Actinopteri, Salmoniformes, Salmonidae. Gene Ontology annotation, molecular function: RNA endonuclease activity. The coding region runs from base 96 to 548 and encodes 150 amino acids. The record is from RefSeq and is a predicted model, not a curated record. The transcript is spliced from 4 exons.